AAAUUGUACACAAUUUGAACGAUAAGUUUUAAUUAUGAGUUAAUUAAUCAAAUAAAACACAAACUCAAUGACUGUUAACCAAUCAAAACACAUAAUGAAUGUCAAUCUCAACGUAUAGUGCCUUUCAUUGACCGCAAACCUCAAUGUCUGACCGAUUGGUGUCCGCAAAGACAUCGGCGACGAUCACCGCCAGAGACGACGACAGUCGAGCGUUGACUCACUUAUACGAGUGGAUCGACGAGUCGUUUGUCCGCCAAAAGUCAGUCAAAUGCCAUUACGACGGAUGCGACAAAGGGUUCGCCACUCAAAACCAAUUGGACUUAUAUAUCAGGCAAAGACAUGCCAUUGAUGGCAGCGCACAGUUCGGGGAACAACACUCAGCACUUGAUUACAUACAACACAUACCACCGAUCAAUACAACUGGCCAUUCAGUCUAUCAGACAAUAUUCAAAAACACUACUACUUCCAGUCCCGGCAGCCAAUGGGUGGACAAUACUCUACAUAAUCUCAUCACAUCAUGCGAUGCCGGAGACCAGUUCAGGAGUAGAGCACCCGAUGGCAGACAACAGAUGCCUACAAUCACUGCCACUAAUCCUCCGCCACAACUGCCAAUCAUCACAACCUCUACCUCCAGACCCGACAGACAAUCGUUGGACAUAACUCUUAAAAAUGAUUCGGACUCUGAUAUUGAAUUCAUUUGUAGAGUUCCGGCGCCCAAACGGUCCGCACGUAACCGAUCGCCGAGUGAUGUAAAGCCAAAAUCUCUGGCGCCGGACAUUAACGAGAAAUUGCCCGACGGCUACAUAAAGCUGACCACUACUAGAAAUGAGCCAAAACAGGACACCGCGGCCGGCAUACAAGUGGACAGACGGCGUGAGUCGCCCAGCAAUGUCGGGCCCCGAUCGCCGGCCUACGGAUUCCGGUGCCCGUUCACGGGUUGCGGCGAUUGGUUUCAGUACUGCCGCCAAUUAAAGGAACACACGAAGCGUUGCGAUCGGCGGCCGGACUGUUGGCAACCGGUGGUGACUCCACCGGUGCGGGAGUGCCAGCGCUGUGGACUGACAUUUGCAAACGUGGGUUUAUUCCACGCGCAUAAGAACCGCUGCCGUCGCGGCCUAUCGGGAAUCAAACGCUACUUUUCCGAUAAUACUACUACUACUACUACUACUAAUACUACCGCUACUACACGGGCACGGGAUGGCUACCUAUGCCCGCACGACGGCUGCGACAAAACAUUUGAAACCCGGCGACUGUUUCGCAAACACAGUAAGAGUCACCGGAAGUGCGACAAACCCCGGGAGGCGUCGCCCUCGCCGUCAGUUAACGCGUAUCCAUUGGCCGACGCCCUCCCCGUAACCACUCACUCAUCAAUUGGAUACCUGUGUCCGUACGUGGGCUGUCAUCGAGGGUUUACCGAUCAGCUGCUAUUCUACGGUCACAUACAGUCCGUCCACAUCAUGUCUGAGCUGUACGAGCCGUCGGCGACCGCACACCCGGCGGAUAGGCAUCAGUGCUCGCGUUGUGGCAACACGUUUGUGUCGGUGCGCGACCUUCAAGACCACCAAAUGUUUGCCCAUCGCUGA
Medioppia subpectinata is the source of this 1583-nucleotide messenger RNA. The record is from the annotation of a GenBank genome assembly. NCBI's taxonomy places the organism in Eukaryota, Metazoa, Arthropoda, Arachnida, Sarcoptiformes, Oppiidae.